Messenger RNA from Dufourea novaeangliae, 607 nucleotides. RefSeq names its product probable RNA-binding protein EIF1AD. Bases 113 to 589 code for a protein of 158 amino acids. Gene Ontology annotation, molecular function: RNA binding; translation initiation factor activity. The transcript has 3 exons. NCBI's taxonomy places the organism in Eukaryota, Metazoa, Arthropoda, Insecta, Hymenoptera, Halictidae. The record is from RefSeq and is a predicted model, not a curated record. Gene Ontology annotation, cellular component: nucleus. Gene Ontology annotation, biological process: translational initiation.
UUGUAGAGCAUUCAAAAUGUUUGACAUAUUAUUUCAUUAACUUUAUUAAAAUUAGCGAUUUAUUCAAAAUACUAACUACUUUUGAACUACUAUUUACAACUAACAGAUCAGAAUGUCCAAAGCAACUAAACGCAAACAUGUUGUUAAAGAAGUGCAGGACUUGAGUGUUCCUACCGAAUCCCAGUCGAUCGUGCGCAUACUCGAAUCUCGCGGUAACAAUCUUCACGAAGUUGAAGAUGCCAUUAGCGAACAGUACCUUGUGUCAAUGCCAACAAAGUUCCGGCGAAACAUCUGGGUGAAAAGAGGCGAUUUUGUGCUUGUAGAGCCAAUACCAGAGGGGGACAAAGUGAAGGCGGAAAUUGUUAAAAUAUUAACACGGGAACAUCAAAAGUGGUAUCGAGCUCAGAACUGUUGGCCAAAAGAGUUCGACAAAGCCUCAAAGACAAAUCAUGAAACAACGAACAAAGGUGGAGAAGACAAUGAUAGCGACGAAGAUGACCUUUUUGUAAAUACAAAUAGACUACAACAGAAUUCUGAUAGAACAGAUAACGACAACGAGUCGAGUUCCGACGAAUCCGAUUCUAGUUAACUCUUGUACAGCGGUAAU